This is a messenger RNA of Xiphias gladius (swordfish), 3987 nucleotides long. It is a transcript of the gene slc47a1, whose product is annotated as solute carrier family 47 member 1. Lineage: Eukaryota; Metazoa; Chordata; Actinopteri; Istiophoriformes; Xiphiidae. The transcript has 16 exons. The record is from RefSeq and is a predicted model, not a curated record. Gene Ontology annotation, cellular component: membrane. Bases 1716 to 3377 code for a protein of 553 amino acids. Gene Ontology annotation, biological process: xenobiotic detoxification by transmembrane export across the plasma membrane. Gene Ontology annotation, molecular function: antiporter activity; xenobiotic transmembrane transporter activity.
UGGCAUAUAGACCAAUCAUAAUUAUAAAUAUAGAAAUAUAAAUAAUUAUGAAUAUAUUUAGUGUCCCAGCUACUCUUAUUACUUCUUGUACUACUACUAUUAAUACUACUGCUCCUGCUGGUAUUACUAUGACUACCAUUUCUUCUACUGCUCACAAUAGGAAUAUAAUGAGUAUCUUUUGUGUGCUUGUGUAUGCUAUGAGGGUAGUGGACAUCUACUAAUAGUGGUGGUGACCCUGGUGGUUUGCCUGAGUGUGUUGCUAUCUGUACUACACCAUCACACCAGUGUGAUGUGGUGUCUGUUGCUCAUGAAACACCAAACUGGCAAGAGGACUUAGCAAUACUCUGAUAUCCAUGUCACAUGGGGUAAAGGCAUGGAAAACACUGCUAAAAUGGUAAGGACCUGCUGUGCAACCAACUACACAAACAGAAAACAAUUAGACACACAGUGAGUUUGUACAGACUAAAGAGAAGUGUAACAAAGUAAAGUGAUUGUUUAUAAGGGGCACUGUUAAGUUAAUUAACUUAGCACAAAGUGUUAUAAAUGAAACCUGUAAUUAAAAUUGAAAUACUUUUACAAACCUAUUAAAAGAACUACAGAUAUAUCAACAAAGGGUUGGCAAAAUAGCUGCAAAUUAAAUUCAAUAUUAUACAAAUGAUUCAGCUAAUUUUAUAGGAGCUAUUCACUGUUUGUUUGUAUCUGGUUUAACUUGGUAACAAACUGCUACAAAAAUGCUGCACAAUAAAAGGAGCAAAUUUAGGCUGUUUAUCUGGUUUCACUACAAUGUUAGAAUGACCUCGUUGGAAUAAUGCAUGAACACUCUUAAGUUCGAAUAAGGGGUCUUUUUCUUGUUCUUCCCAUUCUGCCGACAUUGCAUGAAUGAUGAUGGUGUCAGUGUAGGCCUUAUACUAUAAGCUUUUUAAGUCCUUGGCUAACUUGUUGGCAAACAGUUGCCGACUUACACAUCUUGCAAACAAAGUAACCUGAAGAUCUUUUUCUCCAGUAUUCACACACAUUAUUACUUUUAGUUUUUAUUUAGGAGAGUAAUUUAAUUGAGACUGAAGUUUCUUUUGCAAGACCUGAGCCAAGCAACAGAAACAUGUUGAGCAAAAGGACAUAAAAAGAAUGUAAUUUACUCACACAAGAUUGAUGCACAUAGACAUCAUCGGCCCCAGUUUGGAUGGCCAUCUUGGUCUGCAAAGAUGUCUGGCUGUCUUUGGCAAGCCACACGUUGAACACUUUUUACCAGACACUCAUUUACUUUGGCUGUCUGCCAUUUGGCGCUGGGAAGUUUGCAUGUGUGAGCAUGUGUGUUGGGGUAGGUUACCUACAGUUCACAGACGCUCAUGUGGGGCGAUCAUGAGAGCUGCUGGCAGAUAACUAUAUGGACCUGCAAAUGAAAUCAGUGAGUUGAAACUGGGUGAAAGCUCCAACAAGUUGCAGUCUGGGAUGUUGAUUCUCAGUGGGAUGGAUUGUAUCUGGUGUAUGCAUACUAUCUUUGACUUAGACAAGAUGUUAAUGCUCAGGGGCAUUUAAUAUAGAAGGUAAAAGAGAUUUUUUUCAUGUCAAUAAUCUUUUUUAAAAUAUUUUUUGGGGUAUUUUCUGCCUUUAAUAGAGAGUUGAGACACGGAAGGAACAGAUGGUUGAAAGAAAUGAGGAUCAAUAUGCAGUAAAGUUCCUGCAUAGUUGGACUCGAAUCUGGGAUGUUGUAAUUUAUGACGAUUAACUUGACCACAACUCCAACAGGCUAUGGCCUUGCUGUGGCUUGUGACACACUGAUUUCCCAGACAUACGGCAGUAAGAACAUGAAACGUGUGGGAGUAAUUCUCCAGAGGAGUUCACUGAUCCUGCUGUUGUUUUGUAUGCCCUGUUGGGCUCUUCUCAUCAAUUGUCACAACUUACUACUCAUGGCGUACCAAGAGGAUGAGGUGGCAAGAAUUGCCCAGCUGUACGUGAUGGCGUUUAUACCAGCUGUUCCAGCCAUGUUCCUGCACCAGCUGCAGGUUACCUACCUACAAAACCAAGGGAUUAUUCUGCCUCAGAUGUACACAGCAGCAGCAGCAAACAUUUUUAACUUGGGGGCGAACUACAUCUUAAUCAUCAGCCUCAAGUUGGGUGUCAGUGGAUCAGCAAUCGCCAACAGCCUCUCUCAGAUCACCAUCUGUCUGCUGUUGUUUGGCUACAUCAGAUGGAAGAAGCUCCAUCAGCAGACGUGGGGAGGCUGGUCCACUGACUGUUUGCAAGAAUGGGGCUCCUAUAUGAAGCUCGCUAUUCCCAGUUUAUUCAUGGUCUGCUUUGAAUGGUGGAUCUGGGAGGUUGGCGGUUUCCUUACUGGUGUGCUUGGCGAGGUGGAUCUUGCUGCCCAUCACGUGUUAGUGGAAGUAGGAGCCAUAACAUAUAUGUUCCCUCUAGGUGUCCAUGCAGCUGCCUGUGCGCGUGUUGGCAAUGCUCUGGGCGCCGGGAACACUGAAAGGGCCAAAAUCACCUGCAAAGUGGCCCUGGUUCUAUCAGGAGUGCUUGCUGUAUUCCAGGGUAUCAUCAUUGCUGGCUCUAAAUCCGUCAUUGGCUACGCAUUAACCUCUGAUGACAACAUUGUGGAGAUUGUCUCAGAGAACCUCACAGUCUACACAUUUCUACAGUUCUUUGAUGCACUUCUGUGUGUCUGCUCAGGGAUUCUUGUAGGAUCUGGGAUGCAGAAAAUUGCCGCGUUGUCCAACCUGGUGUCUUACUACUGCAUCGGUCUGCCAGUGGGAAUAGCUCUGAUGUUUGCUGCCAAGCUCAGAGUAUUAGGCUUGUGGCUGGGUCUCUUUACAAGUGUUUUCCUUCAGUCGGGGUUUUUUCUCAUUCUAAUCUUCAAACUCAAUUGGAAGAAAGUCACACAAAAGGCUCAACUGCGAGCAGGAAAGAAAGUAGUUUUGAUACCAAAACGUCCUGCUAGUACAGUGCUGAAUGAAGCAUUGCUGCCUGACAUCUCUAACUGCCCAAACACAGCCCAGUUGGACAGUAUAGAAGUUCCAAAAGCAGAUGGCUACAGUCCAGUCAACAUCCAGGAUCAGGAGCUGAAAGCAGGUCACGAGGCUGAGGGCAACAACAGUAAUGCAGGGGGUACUGAGGAGGAUUCUGAGCAGAGCAAAAAUACUUCAAACACCAAACCUCAAGCGCUGCUUUCUGUCACUCAGCUGAUCUUGCGUCGCGGACUCACUGUCUUUGUUUCAGUUCUUAUUUUGGCCAUAGGUGUUGCUUUACACAUUGCUUUCCCUGCACCGGAGCCCUCUGCUGAGAGCCGGGCCAACUUUACCCUGAACUGGGCCAAUGCCUCGACUCCUACACCAUUGGCUCCCUUGGACCUGACCCUAAAACCUCUGAGCUAUCUUUGACCUCUGAAUGUAGAUACCUAGUGGCUGAGCACAGUUCUCACUAACGGACAAUUUAGUCCUGGAGAGAAAAGUGUUGAAUUCCCUCAUAGGUGCACAAUUUCUCAUAUACCUGGGUUGUUAUUUUGUAAAACUACAGCCUGAUGUGGGCUACUGCCUCUAUCUUGCAUAGAGAAAAAGAUGGCUCAAUGCUGCAAUGCUGAGCAAUAUCAAAAGAGAUUGAGGCUGGUAGGAUGAACAAAGGUCUUGUUACAAAGAUCAUGUUUUUACCUGCCCAGCCUGAGAUGCUCAACCUGGACAAGAAGGCACAUUACAAAUCCUACACUAAGAGACGUGGGCAUCAAGGAACAGAUAUUUUCCUUCUGAUAGCUUUUGAUUUUUUAAAACAUAUUGAACUGUGACGUAUAUGUUCUUUCUUACUGACCUUAAAUCAUUUUCUCAUGUUUUCCCCUCUAAAGUAUAAGAUUAACUGUAAAUAUCUGAUGUAAAAGUUACAUGUAUACAUGUAAAUAUGUAAUUCACUUUAUCAUUGUCCUGAUAUCUUCAGGACAGAGAUGAUUAACAAACAAUAAGCUAGAUAUUUUUUACUGUAUAUCUAGGGCCAAUAAUAUAA